AAGCCCCAAAUAUUGCAUUAGACGGACCAGAAUAGCAAAACGCCUACCAAGAUUCCACAGAUAAAUUUGUCUUUAAUAUAAAAUAUUCUUUGUGAUUAACAAAUUGAACCAUAAUGCCUAUUGUUGUUGGACUGGAAAGAAACAUUUGCCUGUAAGACUCUACACAGGGCUUACAUCCUUCGCCCUGCGCCAACGCCUACUUGCUCCAAAUAAUGAGCCGCUUUGGAUUUUAUUUCAUUUUUCUCUUCUUGUUAGUGAAAAGCCCGAGUGUGAUUUUAUUCCUGUGUUUUGCCAUUUAUGUUUACAUUCAUUACAGAAUGCGUUAGAGCAGAGAGAAGCAGCAUGACAGACAAACUGAUGGGGAUAUAGGUCGUCUCUUUCAGCUUCUAUUUACUAACACGUCACGGAUCUGUCGUCCUUGUCUCUACGGCUGUUGAAUGGCGUCAGACCCAAGUGAUGGACUGUGCUGUUCCCGUCCCGGAGGUCAACACCGAAAACCAGGUCAGACGGGGGUGGUACCUUACCGGGCGGCGAUAAGACCCGCAGGAUUCUUGAUAAGAGAUCUUUAUAAAGCAGAGAAACACUGCUGAACAUUACAGUCCAGACAGAGGGCAGGACCCAAACCAACUGUUCUUUGACACAUCAUUCUUUUCAUCCUGAUGGGUCUCAUCCUGUCUGUCUGGCUGAACGGCCGAGCAGCUGACAGCAUCCCCUCACCUUCAACGGUCUUCCCUCCGCUGGCCGUCCCAACCUCGUCCAGACUCGCACUGACUCUGAGCUCCUCUGCAGUGCCUCCAGGAAACAAACGCUCACACUGGAGCUCACACCACCGCUCUCCUCACUUCCAGCUUUCUCCCUGCAAGCAGGAAGUGACACGCUCACCUGCCGAGCUCAGCAGUGACGGAGUCAGGGCCGAGGUGGGGGUGGAGAGUGGGCUCCAUGUGUGGGAGAUAACUUGGAGCCCUGAGCACAGAGGGAGUCAUGCAGUCAUUGGAAUUUCGAGGCAGGACUGUCCUCUGCAGGACUUGGGUUAUAAAGUGCUGCUGGGUGGAGAUUCCCUGUCGUGGGGAUGGGAACUAAAAACCAAUAAGCUCUGGCAUGGUGGGAAAAUAUUGGCUUGUUAUCCGUGUGAGAGUAGGAGGUUGCACCCUCCGGCUGCAGAGGGUUUUAGAUUAAAAUCCUUAAGCUCACUACAUAGAAAAGAGACAGAGACACCUCUCCUUAUUCCUGAACGUGUCCAGCUGGUCCUGGAUGCUGAUGCCGGGACUCUGGGAUUUGCUGUCGAUGGCAGCUUCCUUGGCGUUGCUUUUAGGGACCUUCCUUCUGGAGUGGAACUGUUCCCAGCAGUAAGCAGUGUGAGGGGUGGAGCAAGGAUUGAAUUACGUUAUCUGAAUGGGACCACACGGAAUCCUCCCGCCCUGAUGGCUCUGUGUGGACUAUCAAUUCUUCAGAAUUUAGGGCAACAAAGGCAGAACCAAGUGGAGAAACUGCCUCUGCCAGCUUUACUUCACCAUUACCUGCUUUCUUGUUUCUAAUUCCCACAUUUAUUCACAUAGAAACUUUAUUGCAGUUUAUUUUAAAUACAUUUGAGUAAAUAAAUGACAUUUUCUUCAGUAAAAAA
Girardinichthys multiradiatus is the source of this 1621-nucleotide messenger RNA. Its product is annotated as SPRY domain-containing SOCS box protein 2. Gene Ontology annotation, biological process: proteasome-mediated ubiquitin-dependent protein catabolic process; intracellular signal transduction. Gene Ontology annotation, cellular component: SCF ubiquitin ligase complex. Gene Ontology annotation, molecular function: protein binding. The coding region runs from base 660 to 1535 and encodes 291 amino acids. NCBI's taxonomy places the organism in Eukaryota, Metazoa, Chordata, Actinopteri, Cyprinodontiformes, Goodeidae. The record is from RefSeq and is a predicted model, not a curated record. The transcript has 3 exons.